Microbotryum saponariae is the source of this 799-nucleotide messenger RNA. NCBI's taxonomy places the organism in Eukaryota, Fungi, Basidiomycota, Microbotryomycetes, Microbotryales, Microbotryaceae. The record is from the annotation of a GenBank genome assembly.
AUGGGUUCGCCGACGCGGUCGCUUCGGGUGGGAAACUGGCCUGCAGGGCUCGGGGUGGUGUAUCGAUAUCCAUAGCUUCAUAGUGUGUUCCUGUGCACGAAGAUUUGCAGGGACCCUGUACAUCAGAUCUGAGCGAUCUCGAACGGAAUAGAACAAGCCCUGACAUUCAGGGGGCGAGAGCCCGAGUCCACGACAAGAGCUCGGGAAAGGGACACACGUUUCUUGGCUCGUUCGCCGUCGUCGUUCCCACCGAGAGGGUUCCUAAAGGGCGAAUUGGGAGGGAUCGCCCGGGGCUGCUGCCAUUCGUACUCCAUCGGGGCCUCGGUGCUGCGACGUUCAUUCGUCGUCGCGCUCAACGGCUGCCGCGCCGGCGUCGACUGGUGGCCGCCUGGAGGGGGGGGGAAGCGGCGCAUCCUGGUGGGAGGCAAAGUGUACGCUCUGGUUCUUUAAUAACUGACUGCGGUUACCAAGUUGGGGCAUCAUCAGAAGGCGAACACGGUCAGGUUGAAGGCGCUCACAGUACGGACCGGGAGCGAGGGCGUUGAGUGACCGAGAGUCGAGUCGGGCGCGCCGAGACAACCCGGCCGCCACGUGCACUUCAAGACCACUCAGUACAGGAUCCAAGGUCGGUGACGCGAGGAACGUUGCGCGACAGUCUUCGACCUCGGGGGCUCGGGUGGGCGAUGGCGGUGGCGAUGUUGACGAGUGGGUGUUCACGUCACGAGAGGGCAAGGUGCUCGACGAAGGCUUCGCGCGCUCACAUCACCGUGCAUUACCAAUCGACAGAGUCUCGCACUGA